This is a messenger RNA of Osmia bicornis bicornis, 5193 nucleotides long. RefSeq lists its product as uncharacterized. NCBI's taxonomy places the organism in Eukaryota, Metazoa, Arthropoda, Insecta, Hymenoptera, Megachilidae. The coding region runs from base 311 to 4711 and encodes 1466 amino acids. The transcript has 3 exons. The record is from RefSeq and is a predicted model, not a curated record.
UAAAACACAGGUCUGUCAAACAAUUACUUUAAUAAUUUUUCGGUCUUUUGCUGAUUUUGUCUAACUUUUAAAAAAUAGAAUCAAAAGAAGUAAAAAUUGGGUCUUGUCAAUUGUCCCCUCGAAAACAAAAGCAGUCCAGUCUUGUUGGAUCUGUACUUACUGCUGAUAGUGUAUUACGAAUUCAGAAUUUUGUUUACCAGAAUUGUAUAAACAAAGUAUCAAAACCAUUCAUUGAUUUAUAAGCAAUUCUAACAUUGUAUUCGAUGGAAUAUAGAUAAGUUAAGGAAAGCGCUUUUGCAAUCAUUACAAGAUGCCAGAACCGUUGCCAUCGAAACAAAGUAAUCGUUCAAGGAGUUCAGCUAAUGAAAAUGCUGAACCUGGUUUUCACUCUAGAAAACGGAAACAUUCUAUUACAAACAAAAAUGAUGUAGUACCAAAGAGAUUGUGUGAAGAUUCAGAAUUGUUGAGUGAUUUACAAGAUGAGUUUAGACAAGAUUCACCUGAUGGAUUCCAUAAUUCUUGUCAAAAUAAUCAAUACAGGAAUAAUAUUCCUGAUACUUUGAUUAGACUUAUGUAUCAAUUGGACUUGUCAGUGCUUUGUACGCUUAGAAAGUCUGCACAUGAACACAAAUAUGCCUCAACCUCCUUAGCAUUUGGAGAUUCUGAGAUUGACAAAUUUAGUGAUAUUGUUCUUCGUUAUGAAGAGAAAUCCAUUCAUCUACACAUUGAAACUGUAGACAAAUAUUAUGUAGAUAACGAUAUUGGGUAUGCUGGGUUGUUCAUCAAAGAAAAAGAAAAAAGAAGAUUUUAUAUAAAUGAUUACUUUGAUAGCUUUGUUAAAUGUCUAAUGCUUAAAUUAGAUAGUUCAUUGAAUAAUAUAGAACAUCUUAUUAUCUAUACCAAUUCAAGAUUGGAUCUUACAGAAGAAAAGAAAUUAAAACGAGGACGAUCCAGAAAUUUUUAUCCUAUCAAAUUUGAUAAUAUGAAUAUAAAGAAACACUAUAUUUUAAAAGACUUCUUUUUUAUAAAGGAUAAUGUGCGAAAGCGCGGUUUUUAUCAGUUUUCACGAGAUAAAAUAAUAAGAGAAGAACUCAUAAAACGAUUAGAAUUAUCAGCUGCUAUGCAAAAGGCAAUAGCAACAAGAACACCCUGUCAAGGUUUUGAAAGAAAAAUAAGAGAAGCAUUUUUGGAUAAAUUAGUAUUUGCAGUAAAUCAGCCUAAUAGAGAAGAGUUGAACAGCCUUAUUAGAAAUAAAAUGAAAGAAAACUAUGAAGUUCAAGAUAAUUAUAAAACAUUACGGAAAAGAAUAUUACGUACUUUGGCAGUUCCAGGAAAACAUAAAAAAAUUAGAAAUUAUGUAUCUAGGAUUGUAUAUGAAUUUAGUUUAUUAAUGUCCUUUUUGCAUGACAUGUUUUUGCACAAAAAUAUGUUUUCCAUAAAUUUUGAAGGACAAAGCCGUGAUAUAUCUAACGACAUCAUCAUCAAUUAUAGAAAUAGAAUUACUUAUGUGAAAGCUCGUGAUGCAGAUAAGGAUAUUGACUAUAGUAAAUUGUUUCCCUCUAAACAGAAAGAGGAGAAUACGUUUUCUAUUAAUAAACAUUUUGCACUUUUUGUUGAAGAGUUACAGCAUGGUAUAAGAUAUUUUAUUAUCUACACUAAUGCCAAUCUAAUGCUUACAGAAGAGAAGACAUUAAAAAAUGGGAAACCCGAAGAUUUUUGUCCUUUAAAAUUUGUUAACAUAGAUAUUCAAAAGAAAAGAUAUAAAAUUUUAAGAAAUUGUACCUGUAUAAAUGGGAAUGAUCUUUAUAAAUUUGCACAAGAAGAAACAACAAGAGAGAAUGUUCUAAAUCUACUAAAGCUUCCGCCUUUUCUGCAAAAAGAAAAGGAAGAAGGAUGUCUUUCCAAUGAGAAUGAAAAGGAAAUAAAAGUUAAAUUUUUGGAUAGAUUAAUAUUUGCAGUUAAUCAACAUGAUAAGAAAAAAUUGAAAAGUGUUAUUAGGAAUGAAGUGAAUAAGUUUGAUGUUCCAUAUAAUCAUGAAGAAUUACGUGAAAUAACGUUACGUUGGUUAGAGUCUCAUGAAUUUGGUCAUAUUACAAAGGGAAUGAUGGAAAAACUUUUAGAAGAUAUAAAAAAUAAUAGAUCUAGUUAUCAGAAGACUCAGAAUAGGGAUAUUAAUGAAGAAAUUAAUUUUGCUAAAACUGUAGUUGGUAGACAAGGAACAUCUACAUUUCAUCAGUUUUUAAAUUAUCUAAUUAAAGGUGAAGGAAAAAGAAGUCUAGAAGUUCUGAAAAGAAACGGAAUAGUUCUCACUAGCAUGUCCAGUAUUUUGAGCAGAUCAGGAGGCACUGCUAUACAUGCUUUUAAAGGACUAUAUAAUCUUUGGUUUGAUGAAAAAGAAGAUAAAACACGAUACCUGCAAACUCUAGAAAGAGUCGGAGUAAAUCUAGCUACUAUGUCUGGUAUUUUGAGUGGAGCAGCAAAUAGUGCUGUGAGUUCUUUCAAAGGAUUAUAUGAUCUUUGGUUUAAUAAAGAAGGGAAUAAAACACAAUAUUUAAAGACUCUAGAAAAAGAAGGAUUAAAACUAACUACCAUGUCCAGUAUUUUAAACAGAGCUGGAAUUACAGCUCCGACAGCUUUUAAAGAUUUAUAUGACCUUUGGUUUGAUCAGAAAGGAAAUAAAACACUAUAUUUAACAACUCUGGAGAAAGGAGGAAUAAAUUUGGUUACUAUGUCCAGUAUUUUAAGUGGAGCAGGAAGUAAAGCUUCCACUGCAUUUAAGGACUUGUAUGACCUCUGGUUCGAUGAAAAAGGAAAUAAAACACAAUAUUUAAAGACUCUAGAAAAAGAGGGAAUUAAUUUGGCUAAUAUGUCGAGUAUGUUAAAUGGGGCAGGAGUUAAGGCUCCUAUGGCUUUUAAACAGUUAUAUGAUCUAUGGUUUGACGCUGAAGGAAAUAAAACUCACUGUUUAAAAACUCUAGAGAAGGAAGGAAUUAAUCUGGCUAAUAUGUCUAGUAUUUUAAGUAGAGCAGCAGCUAAUGCUUCAAAAGCUUUUAAAGGAUUAUAUGAUUUGUGGUUCGAUGCAGAAGGAAAUAAAACGCAAUAUUUAAGAACUCUAGAAAAAGAAGGAAUAAAACUAGGUAAUAUGUCUAGUAUUUUGCAUGGAGCAGGAGCUAAUGCUUCAAAAGCUUUCAAAGACUUAUAUGAUAUUUGGUUUGAUGAAGAAGGGAAUAAAACACAAUAUUUAAAACCUCUAAAAGAAGAAGGAAUAAAUCUAACUAAUAUGUCCAGUAUUUUAAGUAGGGCAGGAGCUAAUGCGGCAAAAGCAUUUGAAGUCUUAUAUGAUCUUUGGUUUGAUGAAGAAGGGAAUAAAACACAACAUUUAAAAGUCAUGGAAGAAAAAGGAAUGAAUCUAACUAAUGUGUCUAGUAUCUUAGGUGGAGCAGGAUCGAAUGCUGCAAAAGCUUUUAAAGACUUAUGUGAUCUUUGGUUUGAUGAAGAAGGAAAUAAAACAAAAUAUUUAGAAGCUCUAGAAGAAAACGGAAUAAAUCUAGCUAAUAUGUCCAGUAUUUUGCAUAAGGCAGGUUCUAAUGCUUCAAAAGCUUUUAAAUGUUUACAUGAUCUUUGGUUUGAUAAAAACGGAAAUAAAACACAAUCUUUAAAAGCUCUAGAAGAAAACGGAAUAAAUUUAACUAAUAUAUCCAGUAUUUUGAAUGGAGCAGGAUUUAAUGCUGCAAAAGCUUUUAAAGAACUAUACAAUACAUUUUGUGAUGAAGAAGGAAAUAAAAAAGAACAUUUAAAACAUUUUAUUAAGAGAAAAGGCUUUACGAUUCAUAACUUAUCUGGUAUAUUAAGUGGAACUGGAGCUAAUGUUAAAGAUGCUUUUGAAAAAUUGCAUGAUGUUUUUUUUAAUGACGACGGAGAAAGAACAGAACUUUUAGAUGAUUUCUAUAAAGUAGGCUUUGUGCCAAGUAACUUAUCCGCUAUAUUAUGUGGAACAGGAGUUCGUGCUUCUUCUAUUUUAAAAAGAUUGCAUAGCGUUUGUUUUAAUAAGGAAAGAGAAAGAACAAAACUUUUAGAUGAUUUCUACAAGGCCAAUUUCAGCCCUGGUGCUUUAUGCAGUAUAUUAAGUGGAACGGCGAAUAGUUUAGAAGAAUUUUAUAAUUUUUGUUUUAUAGCAGAGACGCAAAAGUAUUUAAGUCAUUUCUUAAAUGAGAAAGAAGGUUUUACAGCCAGUGGUUUAUGUAAGAUAUUGCAUGGAGCCAGAACUAAUAUUUGUUCUGCUUUAAAAGAUUUUCAUGAUGUUUGUUUUGAUGAGGAAGGAAACAGAGCACAGCUUUUAGAUGAUUUCUAUAAUGCCGGUUUUAGGCCGAGUGAUUUAUCCAAUAUAUUGUGUUUAGCAGGAAAUAGAGCCACUUUUAUUUUAAGAAAUUUUCAUAAAUUUUGUUUUAAUAAAGAAAAUUAUUUAGAUCACUUCUUAGCAGAGAAAGAACUUUUUACGCCGAAAAAUCUAUCUAUGAUAUUAGAUGGGGUAGGAAUCAAUAUUUGUCCUAUUUUUGAAAAAUUGCACAAUCUUUGUUUUGAUAAGGCAGGAAACAAAACAAAAUAUUUAAAAAAUCUUAUUAAUAAAGGUCAUAAAAAAAAUGAGAUGUGCAAGAUAUUGCACAAAGCAGUUAGAGCUUCUUCUAUCUCUUUAAAUGAUGAAGAAAAGUAACUGGACUUAGAUAAUAAAAACGAGCCUUUGGAAUAAAAGUAGCAAAAAGCAAAAAAUCAAUCCAGUACAAAGUAAUUUUAGUUUUUAUGAGAGAAAAGCCGAAGAAAUAAAUAGUUUACAACAGAAACGUGAUCUGAGGAAAAGCAUAAAAAGGAAAUUCAGUCUAUUCUACGCAUCCAAAACUAUGGACUAAAAAAAGAUACCGAAAAUUUUGAAUCCGGUAAAGUAAAGUUUACCCAAACAUUUAAACCUAUUGGGUGUAUAUAUAUCAUUUUCCUCCGCGGGUAAAACAGUACGUAGGCGUGAUAGGAUACGCUACAAAACCAUACGCCACACGCUAUCUUUCGUGUUAUUAUAGAAACUAUACUCCCUAUAUAUAUACAUACAAUUUUGUGUUUACCUGAAUUUUAUAAACAAAGUAUGAAAACCAUUCAUGGGUUAAUAAGCAAUUCUAACAUUGUACUUAACGGAAUAUAGACAAG